GAAGAAGAAAAGUCCCCAGAGAACCCGAUUCUUCUUCAUCCAACUUCAACAAGUGAGGAAACCUUAAAGAGACAGAGACGAUGACAUGUCACAUGCGCAUGAAGGAACAAGACGAGAGCGACCAAUGGAUUAACGAGCCUCAGCCUGUCCCUGUCUCCAGGUUCAGACGCUGGAUAGUUCCUGCUGUGGCAGUGACAGUCGUCCUUGUUCUGAUCAUAAAUCUGGGAGUUAGCUAUGUGACAACGUCAAAUCAUCUGUGGUCUGUAGAGACGAGAGUUUCCAACCUGAGCAACGUUAUCGAGUCACUUAGCGCCUCACUGCAGAACGCUCAAGUUCCAGAAACUGUGGGAAAAGCUCAGCUGCUGCAUUCUGCUGUGGAGGACCGGCUGACCUCAGAUGUGACAAUGUCAAAUCGUCUGCAGUCUGUAGAGACGAGAGUUUCCAACCUGAGCAACGUUAUUGAGUCACUCAGCGCCUCACUGCAGAACGCCCAAGAUGUGACAACGUCAAAUCGUCUGCGGUCUGUAGAGACGAGAGUUUCCAACCUGAGCAACGUUAUCGAGUCACUUAGCGCCUCACUGCAGAACGCUCAAGUUCCAGAAACUGUGGGAAAAGCUCAGCUGCUGCAUUCUGCGGUGGAGGACCGGCUGACCUCAGAUGUGACAAUGUCAAAUCGUCUGCAGUCUGUAGAGACGAGAGUUUCCAACCUGAGCAACGUUAUUGAGUCACUCAGCGCCUCACUGCAGAACGCCCAAGAUGUGACAACGUCAAAUCGUCUGCGGUCUGUAGAGACGAGAGUUUCCAACCUGAGCAACGUUAUCGAGUCACUGAGCGCAUCACUGCAGAACGCUCAAGAAACUGUGGAAAAAGCUCAGCUGCUGCAUUCUGAUAUGGAGGACCGGAUGACCUCAGAUGUGACAACGUCAAAUCGUCUGCGGUCUGUAGAGACGAGAGUUUCCAACCUGAGCAACGUUAUUGAGUCACUUAGCGCCUCACUGCAGAACGCCCAAGAUGUGACAACGUCAAAUCGUCUGCGGUCUGUAGAGACGAGAGUUUCCAACCUGAGCAACGUAAUUGAGUCACUCAGCGCCUCACUGCAGAACACUCAAGAUGUGACAACGUCAAAUCGUCUGUGGUCUGUAGAGACGAGAGUUUCCAACCUGAGCAACGUUAUUGAGUCACUUAGCGCCUCACUGCAGAACGCCCAAGAUGUGACAACGUCAAAUCGUCUGCGGUCUGUAGAGACGAGAGUUUCCAACCUGAGCAACGUUAUUGAGUCACUUAGCGCCUCACUGCAGAACGCCCAAGAAACUGUGGAGAAAGCUCAGCUGCUGCAUUCUGCUAUGGAGGACCGGCUGACCUCAGUGUUGGAGGCGUUGAAGCAGCUGUCGGCCAUUGACUCUCUGAGCAGUCUUACUUCGAUCAAAUGUUCCCUCGAACAAAUCCUCAACAACAGCACAGGGUUGGACGGUUGUUGUCCUCCUGAUUGGAAACUCUCUGGCUUGAGUUGUUAUUUCUUCAGCCGUUCCCCUUUGUCCUGGAAUGAUUCCAGAGCCUGGUGUGAGGACCAUGAAUCUCACCUGGUCAUACUCUCCUCGGACAAGGACUGGGACUUUGUGACCCGUCAUAUAGGGUCUGAAUUUUUCUGGGUGGGUCUGAGUGAUUGGAGAACUGGAACGUGGGAGUGGGUGGACCAGACUCCGUACCCCAUGGACAGCAGACAGUGGCGACCCGGUCAGCCUGACAACUGGGACGGUCACGGCCACGGGGACGGAGGUGAAGACUGUGCUCACCUGCACAUGGACGGCCGCCUCAACGACCAGCACUGCUCCAAACACAUGUGGUACAUCUGCCAAAAGCGCAAAGGGUGACCUCUGAGAAAACCCCCCAUGGGCUCCGCCCACACAUAGAACAUAGAAUUAUCAGUGACAAGCGGCUGUCAGAACCAAAUAUAAACCAUAUCCAAAUAUGUCUGACGUUAUAAUAAAAAAGUUUGGAAAAUAAA
Messenger RNA from Limanda limanda (common dab), 2005 nucleotides. RefSeq names its product C-type lectin domain family 4 member F-like. The transcript is spliced from 20 exons. Bases 81 to 1871 code for a protein of 596 amino acids. Lineage: Eukaryota; Metazoa; Chordata; Actinopteri; Pleuronectiformes; Pleuronectidae. The record is from RefSeq and is a predicted model, not a curated record.